AUGGCGGUUUCUCGCAAUGGCAGCAGCAAUACCGCUCACGUCAAUAUGAUGACGGACAGCGUUAUAGCGAACCUACCACCCGAUGGUCUGAGAGUUAUCAUCCGCUCACUACUGGCAUCGCACCCUGAUAUCACCGCGAGCUUUGAAGACGCAACGCGACAAUACCUCGCUCAGGCACAGACAAGGACGUCAAAAUCUCAGCUUGCCGCUCUUGAUGUUGGAGGAUUGGAGAAGACCCAAAGGAUAGCUCGCUGUAUGCUUGGCUCUGGACAAGCGUUUGAUGGUGUUUCCAUUCUCGAAAGACUGGUUAUUCGCGGUGUUCAGAUCGCUCUCGACUCACCGGAAACAGAGAAACAGAGAGUUAAUUCACUCCUCGCUUCUUUGGAUGGUGACUUGGUCCAAGCCAUGACAGCUGUGACGAAGAAGCUUGCUGUGAGCUCCGGGGCACGAGCGCUUUCUCCAGGAGAACAUGAUAUCAUCCAAGCACUGUUUGAGUCUCUUGCGCAGUGUCAACGGAUGCUGAAGGACACAGGCAUGGAUUUUCCCUAUGGAAGGGGAAUGCUCACAACGGCAAACAUCUUGCGUAUUGAUUUGCCGGAGUCGCCAGAAGGAAGAUUGAAUAAGAUACCUUCUGACAUUACACGUCCUCUGCCGGCCAAGGAAACUUUUCAACUUGACGAUAGAAUAUUGCCUCGCAUUUUCUCGGGCUUAUGGCAGAUGUCAAGUCCAGCCUGGGGCUCCGCGCAGAUGACUGAGAUCAUUGACGGAUUCUCAACGCAUGUUCAGAAUGGAUUCACUGCUUUCGACAUGGCUGACCACUAUGGAGAUGCUGAAGUUUUAUAUUGGGAUAAUCCCCAGUAUAUCGACGCGCUACAAUAUUUGGCAGAAGACAAGCGAGUGGCUCGGAUCGGUUUAUGCAACUUUGAUACAGAACAUCUUGAGCAUGUUGUCGAAAGUGGAGUCAAGAUAUUCACGAACCAAGUCCAGGUUGGUACUUCAGCAAUCACUGAUGUAGCCGGUCCUGACAAGAUGCAGUUCUCGCUAGUUGACUCGAGACCUACGUUCAAGAUGGCAGAUGCAUGCUCGCGCCAUGAUAUUAAGCUUUUGACGUAUGGCACUCUGUGCGGUGGAUUCAUCGCAGACAAGUGGCUCAAUGAACCCGAACCAGAUGUCUACGACACUAACAUUACUCCCAGCCAGAGAAAGUACUAUGGAAUGAUAUGUAGCUGGGGCGGCUGGGAUCUCUUCCAAGAGCUGCUCAGCGUCCUUCGCACCGUCGCGACAAAACACGAAGUCAACAUCUCCAAUAUAGCUACGCGCUGGGUCUUGGACUUUCCUUAUGUUGGAGCAGUCAUCAUCGGUGCCAGGAUCGGCAUGAGUGAGCAUACAAGUGACAAUGCUACUACUCUGGGCUGGAGUUUGGAUGAUGAUGACUGUGGGCUGAUUGAAGAGGUCUUGGAUAGGAGUAACAGAGCCGAGAUGUUUGAGACGAUGGGUGAUUGCGGUAAUGAGUACCGGUAA
Molecule: messenger RNA, 1521 nt
Organism: Fusarium fujikuroi IMI 58289
Lineage: Eukaryota; Fungi; Ascomycota; Sordariomycetes; Hypocreales; Nectriaceae
Exons: 4
Coding region: 1-1521 (506 amino acids)
Source: RefSeq, a predicted model, not a curated record